AUGGGCCGUUUGUCUGCCCUGUGCCUGGCGAUAUCCACAGCUUUGACAGAGUGCCUUGACAAUGGGCUUGCUCGCACACCGCCGAUGGGUUGGAUGACGUGGGAGCGCUACCGAUGCAUCACCGACUGCAGCACUUCGGGCCCAUCCCACUGUAUCAAUGAGCAGCUUAUCAAGGACAUGGCUGAUCGGCUUGCAGAGGAUGGAUGGCUAGACGCUGGCUACAAGCAGGUGAGCAUCGAUGACUGCUGGGCGCUCCCGGAGCGCGACGAGAAGGGUCAGCAAGUGGCAGACCCCAGGCGGUUCCCAUCGGGCAUGGCCGCUUUAGGAAAAUACAUCCAUGAUCGUGGUCUCCUUUUCGGGACCUACAGCGACAUCGGCUCCAAGACCUGCGCUGGAAAAGUAGGCCUCCAGGGCCACUUCGAUGACGAUGCCCGUUUGUUUGCAUCCUGGGGGGUGGACUACAUCAAAGUGGAUGGCUGCUACGAAGAACUCAAGGACAUGCAGGCGGAUUAUCCCGCUUUUGGGGCAGCGUUGAACAGAACCGGACGGCCAAUAGUCUACAGCUGCAGCUGGCCUGCAUACCUGCCCCAUCAUUGCGAAGGAAGUGACGCUUGCAUGGCCUCUUUAGUGGAAAACUGCAACCUUUGGCGCAACUACGGAGAUGUUGAUGACAGCUGGCAGUCUGUGACUGGCAUUGUUGACUUCUGGAAGAGGAGGAACAGCAGUGAUGAAAUGGUCCGAGCAGCUGGACCCGGGCACUGGAAUGAUCCUGACAUGCUGAUUGCGGGCAACUUCGGUUUGUCCCAUUCAGAAGAACAGACCCAGUUCGCUUUGUGGGCCAUUUUUGCAGCGCCGCUCUUCAUGUCCAAUGACCUUCGAAUGAUAUCGGCAGAAUCCAAAGAGAUUCUCCAGAACCGGGAAGUCAUCUCCGUCAACCAGGAUGUUCUGGGCAAGCAAGGCUUCUGCGUGGCCGGUUGUGAUGGAGACUUGCGUGUUUGGGUGCGCGAGCUUGCAGGCCAGGAGGCAGCAGUGGUUCUUCAAAAUGCUGGCACGGGCGGAGAUGGUAGCAACAUCACCGUGGAUUCUUCUAUGAUCUCCUGGUUUCCUGAACGCUCUACUGGCACCUUUCUAGCCCGCGACCUCUUUGCGAAGACCGACUUGGGAGUCUUUCCGGGGCACUUGACGCUCUUUGUACAUGUAAGCUCUUGCAGGAUGCUGAAACUGACGCAGCAGAAGCAGGCUCAAGUAGCGCCCUCCUGUGCAGUGGAGAGGCCCCAGGAGUCGUGCCGUGACGCCAUGCGAGCGCUGCGCGGAGCCGUGCUUGCUGCCAUUACGAGCGCAAGCGCUGAGGAAGGUCCUGCAAUUCCUUAUGUUGCUCCAGACGUGAGUGGACUCCAUUUCGUGGAGACCUUUGAUGCCGAUGUAUGGUCAAGGUGGAAGCACUCCACUGCGGAGAAGUACAAUGGAAAAUUCGAAGUCACCACACGAACCCCUGAGGCGCUGCUUGGCGAUCUGGCAUUGCAGGUGCCAGAGGCAGCCCGCCACUACGGUACAGCCGCGAAGUUUGAGCCAAUCGCUGUCGAGCAGAAGGGCGCCUUCGCUGUGCAGUUCGAAGCCAGAUUUGAGGAUGGCCUGUCGUGCGGUGGUUCGUACAUCAAAUUGUUCGACAGUGGAGGCCGAUCCUCUGAUGCUUUCGAUUCCGAGACGCGUUACGUCGUCAUGUUCGGGCCAGACAAAUGUGGCGGCACAAACAAAGUGCAUUUCAUUUUCCAGCACAAGAACCCCGUCACCGGCAAUUGGGAAGAAAAGCAUCUGCCAACACCUCCAAGUGUGCCGAUGGACCGUCGCACACAUCUGUACGGCUUGUUCAUCCGCUCCGACAACAGUUUCGAAGUCCAUGUCGACGGUGAGAAGAAGGCGAGCGGCUCUCUCCUGAAGGACAUGCAGCCGCCAGUUAAUCCACCGAAGGAAAUAGACGAUCCAUCAGACCAAAAGCCGUCGAACUGGGUCGAUGAAGCAAAGAUCGAUGAUCCAGAUGCAUCGAAACCAGACGACUGGGACGAAGAUGCGCCGUUUCAGAUCCCAGAUCCCUCAGCUUCCAUGCCCUCAGGGUGGUUGGAGGACGAGCUGGCUAAGAUACCAGAUCCCAAGUCGCAGAGGCCUGCAGAUUGGGACGAUGAGGAGGAUGGUGAAUGGGAAGCUCCGAUCAUCGACAAUCCCAAGUGUUCUGUCGGCUGCGGAAAGUGGGAGGCACCGAGAAUCAACAAUCCCAAUUACAAGGGAAAAUGGUAUGCACCGAAGAUUGACAAUCCGGCUUACAUUGGCGAAUGGAAGCCAAGGCAGAUCGACAAUCCUGAGUAUUUUGUGGACGAGAACCCGUACAUGUUGCCGACCAUAGAUUCGGUGGGUAUUGACAUCUGGACGAUGGACAAGGGCAUCAUGUUCGACAACAUCGUUAUCGAUUCCAACCCCGAAAAGGUCAUAGCGUUUGGCCAAGCUACGUUUAAGGUGCGGAGCGAGAUCGAAGUCAAGCAGGACAAGUCGGCAAGCGGGCAAGGCAUGUUCAGCAAAGCCCUGGACACGGUUCUAGAGAACCCAAUUCCAGUCCUGGUGACCGUCCUUGCUCUGCUCGUUGGCAGCUUCCUGCUCUCCGGCAUAAAAUGCGACAGCUCACCGUAG
Messenger RNA from Symbiodinium sp. CCMP2592, 2679 nucleotides. Lineage: Eukaryota; Dinophyceae; Suessiales; Symbiodiniaceae. The record is from the annotation of a GenBank genome assembly.